Messenger RNA from Apiotrichum porosum, 1749 nucleotides. It is a transcript of the gene NGG1, whose product is annotated as Transcriptional regulator. Gene Ontology annotation, molecular function: transcription coactivator activity. The transcript is spliced from 4 exons. Lineage: Eukaryota; Fungi; Basidiomycota; Tremellomycetes; Trichosporonales; Trichosporonaceae. The record is from RefSeq and is a predicted model, not a curated record. The coding region runs from base 1 to 1749 and encodes 582 amino acids. Gene Ontology annotation, cellular component: SAGA complex. Gene Ontology annotation, biological process: regulation of transcription by RNA polymerase II.
AUGGCGCCCCGUCCACCCACCAUCCUCUCUCUCAUGUCCUCGACAUCGUACCCUCCGGUGCCCAAUGUCGACGACCUCGUCAACCUCCAACAGGCUAUCAUGGCCCAGUCGGCCGCCGUGGCCGGCAGGUUAACCGCAGCGGCAGCGGCCAGCGCAGCUGCCGGCGCCGGGGACGAUGAGCGGCGAGGGAAGAAGGACAAGAAGCAGCGCGAACGAGAGUCAACUGUCGAGCGUGAACGCGCGGCACUGGCGGCCAACGAGCGUGCAGGCAUGGCUCUUGAGGCCGUCGAGCGACGACGCGUUGAUGUGCCUGGUGAUUCAAAGAUCAAACGCGAACGAGUUUCUCCCGCGCCAUCAAACGCAUCAUCAGCUUCAUUUCGCCCACAACCUGGACAGGCGACAUAUGGCGGUAUGCUGAACAAGAAGAAGAAGCCAAAACGUGUGCUGGACUCUGACGACGAGGGCUCUCCAGCCCACCCGACCCCACCACCCCACUCUGCGUCUACUUCUGGGCUCAAGCUCAAGCUCGCACCGGGCGGCCACCAAAAGUCUCGACCUCCAUCCCAUGCCGACCCCAGCCCAACCCCAUCCGCCUCUACGGCCGGCACCCAGCCUCCCAACAACAUUGACUGGUCCCUUCCUCCCAACCCCCAGCGCCCUCUGGUCCCUCCCCGUCCCGGCGUGCAGAAGCCCUUGAAGGCCGGCCCCAAGCGCCAGAGCGAGGUCGACGCCGACUACAGCGACAAGAAGGCGCCGUCCCAGAUCGCCUGUCAGACCUUUUGGCAGAACAUUGAGCCUUACAUCCGCGACCUGCGCGAGGACGACCUGGCCAUGCUCAACUUCAAGGCCGACACGCCCGACUCGUACACUAUCCCCCCGCGUGGACGGCACUACACCGAGAUCUGGGAUGAGGAGGACGGCAACCCGCUCGGCACGACGCCGCGUUUCCCCAUCCCGGCCAUGCGCCAUCCGAACGGCGCGCCGGCCAUCGCCCACUUUGUGCCCUCGGAGACACGCGAUCAGAACCUCGUCGAGGAGACCCGUGGCCUCGGUCCGAUGACGGAGCGUAUCGUUGCGGCCGUCAUUGGCGGCACUGACAUUGCCGCCGCCGCCAAGGAGGAGGCGCUCAAGAUCCCCGAGCCCGACAGCGAGGCGAGCCGGGAAGCGAGCCGCGUCGACGUUGUCGAUCUCGAGGACCGGGUCAAGAAGGAGCUCCGCUCAGUGAUGCUUCUGGGAGACCACGAAGAGUUGGACCCGGCCAACCGCGAAGACGACGAGGUGACGUCUGCGCUGCGGCAGUGCCAGCGCCUACUGGCCAAGCAGACGGCGCUGAACGAGUCGCGCAAAGUCAAGCUCGCCAAGAUUGCGCGCGACCGCCUCGCGUUUGGCGAGUACCAGUCUGUCCUCGACGACGCCGAGAAGCAGAUCGAGGCGGCGUGGGCCAAGCGUAUCAAGAAACACGGUUCGGGCGGCAAGCAGACGAUCCAGGACGGUGUCGUGAGCGGCCACGGGCGCCCGACGGUCCCCGAGUCGCUCAAGCAAAAGCUCAGCCUGCGCCGGCGAUGGAUGGACACUGUGGGCCGCACGAUGCGCGAGCGGCCCAUGGGCGAGGUCAUGGGCCUGCCUACCAAGAGCAUAUACGAGGGCAUUGGCGACGAGGGCGGCGGCGACGACGACAAGGGAGCCGGCGACGAGUCGAUGGAGGUCGACGAGAUGGACGCCGACGAAGUGGACGGCACGGCAGUGUAG